UACGACAGUUCCUGUCGGAAAACGGCGGGGAUGACAGUGUAUAUGAGAACAGCGUGGAAGAGAAUUAGUGCGGGAGUCAGAUCGCGCUUGUUUACUGGUUCAAACGCCUGUCACUGUGCGUUUAGACUCCCAGUUUCACCUUUUUCCGUGGUCGGGCCCCGUGGACUAGAAGCAGCCGCAGCAUUGACGACUGCUGCACCCCGGCUGCGCCCUGUUGUCACUUCCAAACCGAAAGCACCGAGGCUCCCGUUCCUUGCAUUUGAUCGCUUCCUUGCAGUAUCGCCAGCCAGCAACUUCAGUACAACGAUGACUGCUUCAACAACCUCCCCCAAGGAAAGCAUGGCUCAGAGACUGGUUUGGGUGGAUCUGGAGAUGACCGGACUGGACAUUGAUAAAGACGAGAUUAUUGAAAUGGCCUGUCUCAUAACAGACUCGGAUCUCAAUAUCAUUGCAGAGGGGCCGAACCUGAUCAUCAACCAGCCAGAUGAGCUCCUGGACGGCAUGUCAGACUGGUGCAAGGAACACCACGGAGAGUCAGGCCUGACCCAGGCAGUACGAGAGAGCAGGAUCUAUUUGCAGCAGGCAGAGUACGAGUUCCUAUCUUUCGUCCGGCAGCACACUCCCCCCGGGCUCUGCCCGCUAGCCGGAAACUCUGUUCAUGCUGAUAAGAAGUUUUUGGACAAGUACAUGCCUCAGUUCAUGCGUCACCUCCACUACAGAAUCAUUGAUGUCAGCACUAUCAAGGAGCUGUGCAGACGCUGGUUUCCAGAGGAGUAUAAUCUAGCACCCAGAAAGCAAGCUUCCCACAGAGCACUGGGUGACAUCCAGGAGAGCAUCAAGGAGCUCCAGUUCUACAGGAAAAGCGUCUUUAAAACGACCGCUGAGAAGAAACGGAGGGUCGUGGAAAACGGAGGGAGUGGCAAGACGGUGAGCUGAGGCCAGGGCGAGCAAUGGGAGAAAAGCAGACCACCCCAUUUGGAAUCCACUUGAAAUAGUCUAUUUGCACACCGUUCCUCUGGCACUGAAAUCAAUGAAAAUCUCACUCGCUGUGACAGCGUACAGCACCGUUAAACAGACUGCGUCACGCUUAGGUUCUCUUCCUUGUUUGUUUUGUAAUUUGUUCAGAGAUGAUGUGCGUUUUAGUUUCUAACCACAGGCUGUGUGCCCUGCAGAUUUCUAAGUUUUGCUUCUUGUUUUAGAACACAUCUGCUUUUAAAAGAAGAUCCUUUUUUUCUGCCUUUGUUCCAAAAUAAAUGUAUUAAGUUCC
Messenger RNA from Acipenser ruthenus (sterlet), 1267 nucleotides. RefSeq names its product oligoribonuclease, mitochondrial. The transcript is spliced from 7 exons. Bases 31 to 936 code for a protein of 301 amino acids. Gene Ontology annotation, cellular component: mitochondrion. Lineage: Eukaryota; Metazoa; Chordata; Actinopteri; Acipenseriformes; Acipenseridae. The record is from RefSeq and is a predicted model, not a curated record. Gene Ontology annotation, molecular function: 3'-5'-RNA exonuclease activity; nucleic acid binding.